Messenger RNA from Cyclopterus lumpus (lumpfish), 4770 nucleotides. Its product is annotated as collagen alpha-1(XVIII) chain-like. Bases 95 to 3913 code for a protein of 1272 amino acids. Lineage: Eukaryota; Metazoa; Chordata; Actinopteri; Perciformes; Cyclopteridae. The record is from RefSeq and is a predicted model, not a curated record. The transcript has 45 exons.
GAGAGAGAGGCAGAGUGAGCUCCAUCUCUCUCUCUCUUACCAGGACAUGAACAGGACAACUUUAGUUGGGAUCUAAGCUUCACCGUCACUGAAGAUGGCUUCACGCGUUCCCCCCUGGUUCUUUGGAUUACUUCUCCUCGCGCUCCGGUCCUGCUGCCGUCGCUCCUCCGCUCAGCUGCUGGACGAGCGCUCGUCCCCGACGGCCUUGGACCUGACGGAGUUGAUCGGCGUGCCCCUCCCUCCCUCCGUCUCCUUCGUCACGGGUUUCGAGGGUUACCCCGCCUACAGCUUCGGCCCGGACGCCAACGUGGGCCGCCUCACAAAGUCCUUCGUCCCCGACCCGUUCUACCACGACUUCGCCAUCACGGUCACGGCCAAGCCGACCACGCGGCGCGGCGGCGUGCUGUUCGCCAUCACCGACGCUUACCAAAAGGUUGUGCAUUUAGGCGUAGCGCUGUCCGAGGUGGAGGAUGGCUCCCAGAGAGUCAUAUUGUACUACACCGACCCAGGAACCAGAGGCGGGACCCAGGAAGCAGCUUCCUUCAAGAUGGGAGACCUGACGGGGAGAUGGGCGCGGUUCUCCCUGACCGUGCAGGGGGCGGAGGUGCGUCUCUACAUGGACUGUGAGGAGUACCACCGAGUGGCCUUCACCAGGAGCCCUCGGCCCCUGACCUUCGAGGCCAGCUCGGGGAUCUUCGUGGGGAACGCCGGGGGCACGGGCCUGGACCGCUUUGUGGGCUCCAUCCAGCAGCUGCUGCUGAAGGAGGAUCCCACGGCCCCAGAUGACCAGUGUGAGGAGGACGACCCUUAUGCCUCUGGAUACGGAAGCGGUGACGAUGCGUAUGAAGACAUUGAGGGAAUGGACGAAGUGAAGAAGAUUGUGGAGGAGAGAGAGUACACCAUGCCCUUCGCGGAGCUGGACUCCACUUACAGCGCCCCGGUACAAGCUCCGCCCACUGAGAGGUCACGAGGUCUCGAUGAUGAUGAGGAAGAGGAGUAUGUGGACAUCGAGGAGCCUUCUGGACAGGAAGUGGAGAUGACCACAGUAAUAAGAGAGAAAUCAUUUCAGACGGUUGCUCCACACACGGCAUUUGAAACACCCCUCCAGGUGUCCCCGGGACAGAAAGGAGAGCCGGGUCCAUCCGGUCCUCCGGGACCGCCCGGCCCUCAGGGACGAGCCUCGGGAGACGGGGAGGGAGGGGAGCCGGGACCCCGGGGUCCGCAAGGCCCGGGGGGAACUUCAGGUCCGCCUGGGGUUUCUGGGAAAGACGGACAGCCCGGAAGCAACGGGGACACUGGUGUCCCAGGAGCAACUGGGCCUCCAGGAUUCCCAGGGCUGCAGGGAGAGCCUGGUCCUCAGGGAGAAAAGGGUGAUCGUGGUGUUGGACUACCGGGUCCUCCAGGCCCUCCUGGAGCUGCAGGUCCAGUGAGCAAGUCUUCCAUGUUCCCGGAGGGGUCUGGGUUCGAAGACUUUGACAGCGAUGCAGAGGUCAUCAGGGGGCCUCCGGGGCCUCCCGGCACCCCGGGACAGCCGGGGCCACCGGGAACCCCGUCGGAAGACUUCUUUCCUGGACCACCUGGGGUCCCCGGGAAGGAUGGAGAGAGGGGUGAACCUGGACUGCCUGUGAUUGAGGAGUGGUUUAGUGGCUCUGGGUCUGGUUCUGGUUCUGGUUCAGGGUCUGGUUCAGGGUCUGGACAGGGCGUCGGGGGACGGGAUGGGGAUCCGGGACCUGCUGGGGAGAGAGGAGACAAGGGAGAAUCAGGCUCGAGCGGGCAAACGGGAGCAAAGGGAGAUCAGGGCCCUCCAGGGUUUCCAGGACUACCGGGCUCGGAGGGUCCAGAGGGGAUGCCUGGUCCCGGGGGUCCAUCUGGCCCUCCUGGGCCCCCAGGUCCUCCUUGGAGAGGCCUCGACAUGGACUUUGAGGACAUGGAAGGAUCCGGGAUGCAGAGUGGUUUUGGAGCUGCGCUGCCCACCGGCCCACAGGGUCCUCCAGGAACCCCCGGACUCCAGGGACCCGAGGGGAAAGGCGGUUCAGACGGCUCCCCGGGAACGCCGGGGCUCAAGGGGGACGCAGGUGCUGCAGGACCACCAGGGUUUCCGGGACUGGAGGGACUAAAAGGGGAAGAGGGAGACAAGGGGACCAAGGGAGAUCCAGGACUAAAGGGAGAGAGGGGACGGGACGGGCUCAGUCUACCCGGACCUCCGGGACCACCUGGACCAGCGGGACCCAUGAUCAACCUCCAGGAUCUGCUGCUCAACGACACGGACGGAGCCUUCAACUUCUCGAGGCUCUCUGAGGCUCCGGGACCCGCUGGACCACGGGGUCCAAAGGGGGACCUUGGGUUUCCAGGACUUCAAGGACCCGCAGGACUGAAAGGUGAACGGGGCGAGCCGGGGUCGGUCAUCGCAGCAGACGGAUCCCCCGAGUCGGGCCGGGCUGGACCCAAAGGAGUCAAGGGAGACCACGGCGUAUCCGGACCUGCUGGAAUCACAGGGCCGACGGGACCGCCGGGACCCAAAGGAGAAUUCGGUUUUCCUGGUAGAGCCGGACGUCCAGGCCUGAUGGGACCUAAGGGACAGAGAGGAGACUCUGCAGGCCUGCAGGGCGCUCCCGGCCUCCCGGGGCUGCCGGGCCGUCCGGGAAUAUUCAACUGCCCUAAAGGAACUGUGUUCCCCAUCCCUCCCAGGCCCUUCUGCAAAAUGACUCUUCAUCCCGAUGGAACCAUCGCCGUCGGUAACUGUCAGACGGGACUGAAGGGCGAGAAGGGGGUGCAAGGUCCUCCCGGGAUCCCGGCGCCUCCAAACUCGUUUCUUACCAGGGGAGGCUGGGGGGCCAGAGGUGACCAGGGCACUAAAGGAGAGAAGGGGGACGAGGGGGAGGCAGGGUUGCCCGGGCAACCAGGUAACCCCGGGAGAACAGGGCUUGUGGGACCCAAAGGGGAGUCGGUGGUUGGUCCACAAGGCCACCCCGGGGUGCCGGGUUCGCCGGGUAUCCCGGGCUACGGCAGACCAGGAUCGGUCGGCGUUCCUGGGCCACCGGGGCCUCCAGGACCCUCUGGGACACCCUCCAGAUAUGGCUCAGCUUUGACCAUUGCCGGCCCGCCCGGACCUCCUGGACCAGCCGGACCUCCUGGACCUUUGAGUAACGCAGCCUCUCUGAGAACGUUUAAGUCCCGUGAGAGCAUGAUGCAGCACACCGCCAGAGAUGCAGAGGGGACCCUGGCGUUCGUCACAGCGACAGGAAGUCUCUUCCUCAAGGUCUCCCAGGGAUGGAAAGAGAUACAGCUCGGCAGUCUGAUCUACCUCUCCAACAACAUCAUUCCACAGGACGAGCCCCGGGUUUCAUAUCAGAUUAGAGGAGACCCAAUGGAGAGAAUACGCUCAGUCAACGAAAGGCUCAACCUGGUGGCCUUGAACCAGCCCCACUCAGGCGACAUGAUGGGGCUCGACAUCGCCGACCGCAUGUGCUACGAGCAGUCCAAGGCCAUGGGUUUGGAUCCAAACUACCGCGCCUUCAUCUCGUCCCACAGCCAAGACCUGGUCCACACGGUCUACCCCGGUCUCCGGGAAACUCUCCCGGUGACCAACCUCAGGGGGGAUGUGAUGUUUAGGAACUGGCGGUCUAUCUUCAACGGCGACGGGGGUCCGAUGGACGCCAGGAUACCGAUCUACUCCUUCGACGGCCGGGAUGUUUUAGCUGACCCCUUCUGGCCUCAGAAGAGCAUCUGGCACGGCUCCACCAGCAGGGGUCUCCGAGUGGUGGACAAACACUGCGAGACGUGGCGAGCGGACCACGUGUCCGUCACGGGCCAGUCGUCCAGCCUGACCUCAGGUCUGCUCCUGGGCCAGCAGACGAGGAGCUGCUCCAACCAGUACAUCGUUCUUUGCAUCGAGAACAACAAAAACCUUUAAAAAAAACCAAAACAUAACACUCCACCAUGCCAGCCACCAUAAGCGUUCAACACUCGGGGAAAACAUUUGUGCUACGUGUAGCAUUUUUGUGUUUAAAAAAUAAAAUAAAUAAAUAGAGGACCACAUUUAACGCAAUUUCUUUCGCAAAGACGACGUCGCCUUUUUUAUGACAUCCCGCUGUGUUAUUUCUGAGGAGCCAGGACCUGAUCCUGCAGGUUAAACUAAGGUGACGUCAACGCCGGUCUCCUCGUUAACGCUAACUUCUCAAGGAAAACGUGGUUAUUUAAUGUUAAAAUGAUACACAAGCGGCACCUUGAACCUUUUUGUUGACUCAUUUGCAACAAGACGCAUCUGUGUCCUUUCACAAGAAUCCAACAGAGUAGCACAAAUGGGUUUUCACCAGUUUACUGUCUCUUCGACGGAUGAGACUAAAGACAUCAGACUUUUUUGGGGGGAAUUUCCAAGAGACUUUUGGGAUGGAAGCGUAAAAGAGGCUACUGUCACUGUUUUGUUUACAAGCUGUCGUGGAUUUGUAGAAGACGUGUGUUUGCAUAACUUACUAAUUCCCUCGUGCAACCAGUGUUGCCACCAAAAGUCAUAUUUGAUGCACUGUAAUUUUUUUUUAAACAAUAUUUUCUAGGUCAACAUUGUUUUGUGUUGUAGCUUUUCAUACCUCUUGGUGAUCUCACAUCUUAGCAGCUCUUUCUCUCAAUAGACUAUUUAAUUUAAAUUCAAUGAUUUAUUUAUACCGUCACAGCACAUAAAAAAAAAAAAAUCAGAUGAUUAAAUUUAAGAAUGUAAUUUAUAGGGUUUUUUUUGUUUGUCAAAUGACUGUUUUCUUCUCACUUGUUGCCUCU